GCUUUCCGGCGGAGAGCGUGAGCGUGGGGGCUGGGUUUGCGCCCUUCUUUGCCCCCAGCGCUCUUGAUAGCAGUCCCAGUAUUCACUGCCGCUUCUUGCGUGUGCCUUACCCUAGACAGCGCACGCCUUUUGUUCACAGCGCUUCAUCUCAGCCUUCUUUGUAGCGCUUGUUUGGCACCGCAAACUUAAUUCGUAACUCGUGAGGUGGUACUUCUCAUUUUCAUUUUGCAGUUGAGGAACUUAAGCUCAGUUGGCAGUAUGAAUACUCGCCUGAGCUCAGAAAGGGAAUUCGAGGUGAAUACUGGCAUUUGAUCUAGCCUGUAGCGUCCAGCCUGUCGAAGGUUAAGAUGCUCGGUCAGUGUUUAACUUCUGGGUCCCUUCGGAAGGGCUCUAAUAAAAAUAGGCUUAACGUAAUUUGAAGUUGAUUGGUAGAAAUUCGUGAAACUGAAAUCGGGAGCCGUGCCUCUGAUGACUUCAAGUGGUGUGAGCAGCGAGUUUUCUUAUUGGUGCAAACAGCUGCACAGCAAGUGGCAGAGGAUAAAUUUGUUUUUGACUUGCCUGAUUAUGAAAAUAUCAACCAUGUUGUGGUUUUUAUGCUGGGAACAAUCCCAUUUCCUGAAGGAAUGGGAGGCUCUGUCUACUUUUCCUAUCCUGAUUCAAAUGGAAUGCCAGUAUGGCAACUCCUAGGAUUUGUCACGAAUGGGAAACCAAGUGCCAUCUUCAAAAUUUCAGGUCUUAAAUCUGGAGAAGGAAGCCAACACCCCUUUGGAGCCAUGAACAUUGUCCGGACUCCAUCUGUCGCUCAGAUUGGGAUCUCAGUGGAGUUGCUGGACAGCCUGGCUCAGCAGACUCCUGUGGGCAACGCUGCGGUCUCCUCAGUUGAUUCAUUCACUCAGUUCACACAAAAGAUGCUGGACAACUUCUACAAUUUUGCUUCAUCAUUUGCUGUCUCUCAGGCCCAGAUGACACCAAGUCCAUCUGAAAUGUUCAUUCCAGCAAAUGUGGUUCUGAAAUGGUAUGAAAACUUUCAAAGACGACUAGCACAGAACCCUCUCUUUUGGAAAACAUAAUUUGAAUAAAAUAAUUUUUAAUGGAUUCUGAAAUUUGUCAUGUUUUGAAGAUAAUGACUAUUUGAAAGCAUGAAGUCAAAAGGAUCAGUGAAACCUAAGUUUAAAAACUGCUUAGUGACUAUGAAGUUUAAUUAAGAUCUUUAUAAAAAAUUAAAAACAUUGAAAAAUGAAAACAUGUUCAUCAUUAAUGACUCCUUUCCCGUAAGCUUAAAAUACUCAGGAGGUAAAACAUUUUGUUUGGGCUGUGAUUCAUGUUUUACUUAAAAAUAAAGCAUAUUCACAAUAGUGUGCCAA
This is a messenger RNA of Odocoileus virginianus texanus, 1364 nucleotides long. It is a transcript of the gene HIKESHI, whose product is annotated as heat shock protein nuclear import factor hikeshi. Gene Ontology annotation, molecular function: nuclear import signal receptor activity; Hsp70 protein binding. Gene Ontology annotation, biological process: protein import into nucleus. Gene Ontology annotation, cellular component: nucleus; cytosol. NCBI's taxonomy places the organism in Eukaryota, Metazoa, Chordata, Mammalia, Artiodactyla, Cervidae. The record is from RefSeq and is a predicted model, not a curated record.